Molecule: messenger RNA, 2340 nt
Organism: Mesorhabditis belari
Lineage: Eukaryota; Metazoa; Nematoda; Chromadorea; Rhabditida; Rhabditidae
Source: the annotation of a GenBank genome assembly
AUGGAUGUUGACAUGAAGAUUCGUAUCUACAGAGUUAUUGGCUAUCUUGCUGUCACAUGCUCAACGAUUGCUAUUUUGUGUAUUUGUGUGGCUCUUCCCAUCAUCUACAAUCAGGUGUACUCAAUUCGACAACAAGUUCAUCUCGAACUCGAACAGUGCAAGAACUCGGUUCGAUUUGUUUGGAAUGGGGUAAAGAUCUUCGACAAAUCUUCGACAAAAGGCAAUCGAACCACUCGUGAUGCCUAUCCAACUAUUCCACCGCCACCUCCGUUGUCCGUGUAUCCAACUGAACCACCACGACCCCCGCCAUAUCCUAUUCAACCUCCAAUGGGUGUUUGCGAGAGCUGCUGCACACCCGGUCCCCCCGGCCCGAUGGGAUCUCCAGGAGCUCCGGGCCAACCCGGCCAACCUGGCUCCCGGGGUCAGCCAGGGAACCCUGGACGGUCCCCGAAAAAACCCUGUCUUCCACCCUCACCACCACCAUGGAUGCUCCCCUCCUCCGCGGUUCCCCUCGAGCGAUCGGUCCGCAUCCCAGCUGGAACAAAAUUGACGACAUCGAGGAUAAUUGGAAGUCCGGCAGCACCGAUUCUGAAAAAAACGACAAGUUUUGGAGCGGGAGAACGAUUUGCGAGACACACUUUUGGAUCGCCCGGACCGGCUGGUGAGGUGCUGAACGGCUCGGGAUCGGGCGUAUCGCCGAGGGAUCAUCACACGAUGCUCGGUCAUAUGGCCUCGGGAUCGGCGACUCUCUCAGCGGUUAGAGAUCAACAAGAAACCGAGAAUAGAGGAGAUUCGUUGGAACCCGAGAGUACACAAGGUGACAGAUAUGGCUCGGACGCAGGCUUCAACGAGGAUGUCGAGGGACGAUUACCGCUCGAAAGAAAUGCCCACAAAAACUCAGUUCGAGAACCGAUACCUGAUGCAAUGCUCAAAUUGAACAUUGGAGGGAGCAGCUAUCGGAUACGAUCGCGAUCCAUAGUCAAAUUUGGGCCCAAGACUUUGUUAGGUCGUUUCGUUCGAAUGAACCAUGAACACCGACGACAAUGGGCUGAUUGGUAUUUCGAGGACACCGACGAAUAUUUCUUUGAGAGAGUUCCUAGGUACUUUGAUCCAAUCUAUGACUUCUUUGCCACCGGAAAGCUGCACGUCCCAAAGGACUUAUGCUUUGACAAAUUCAUGGCCGAGCUCCGCUUCUGGGCUGUCUCGAAGUCAAAAAUGGACGAUUGUUGUUCGCCGUUCACUCAGUAUGCUUUCACACUCACCGCCCCAUCACAGGAAAAGGAUCACUUCAUUGGUGUGCGAUGUGCAAAAUUGAGAAGACGAUUAUGGCUCGUUUUAGAGGGACACACAAAUAGCAAGUGGUGGAAGGUCUUCGAAGUGACCUCAACCUCAUUUGUUGUGCUGAGUGUUGCGGCGUUGAUCCUUGGAUCAAUUCCACAAUUUCAAGUCCCCCAGCGAACGGCUGAUGGAGAAUUCGGAUUUGUCACUGGCACCUAUCCAACGUAUCCGGCGCACGGAGAAACGAUUUACAAACAAAGAACUGUUAUUAAAGAAGGACCAACUGAUCAAGAUGAAAUGGUCGAACAUCCAGUGUUCAACUAUGUCGAAAAUAUUUGUGUUGUCUAUUUCUCUCUUGAAUACGCAUUGAGAUUUUGGGUGGCUCCCCGAAAAUUAGCCUUUGCCCGUCAAUUCCUCAAUGUGAUCGAUCUUCUUUCAAUAGCACCGUUUCUCAUUGAAAUGCUUCUCAUUUUGGUUGGAAUCUCGGGUGACAAUGUUCGAAAAGUUCGUUGGGCUUUCCUCACCGUUCGUCUUCUUCGCGUUCUUCGAGUCAUUCGAAUAGCAAAAUUAGGCCGAUUCUCGCCUGGUCUUGCCAACUUUGCGUUAACAAUUCGAAAGAGUAAGAAGCAAAUGCAAAUGGUCGGCGUGGUGAUGGCCACUGUUGUUAUCUUCUUCUCAACUUUGAUCUAUUUCUUGGAGCGAGACGAACCGGGCACAAAAUUCACCUCAAUUCCCGCAGCAUUUUGGUGGAGUGUCGUCACAAUGGCCACAGUGGGCUACGGUGAUUUGGUGCCAGUGACAGUUGCUGGCAAGCUGGUUGGCUCGGGGGCGAUUGUAUGCGGAGUGAUGGUGUUGGCGUUACCGAUUACAAUCAUGGUGAACAACUUCAUGCAAGUCGUCAAGUUGAGAGAAGAGAAAAUCAUCAAAAAGUACGCACAAGCACAUGGAGAUCAAGGCAAUGUAAAUCCGAUUUGUCGACUGAAGGUUCCUUGUGAAGAUCCGAGAACCAUUCAAAUAUCUUAUUCUCAUCGACGGGACGAGGAAGUUCUCUACUCUCCACAA